Triticum dicoccoides is the source of this 676-nucleotide messenger RNA. RefSeq names its product chaperone protein ClpB1-like. Gene Ontology annotation, cellular component: cytoplasm. NCBI's taxonomy places the organism in Eukaryota, Viridiplantae, Streptophyta, Magnoliopsida, Poales, Poaceae. The coding region runs from base 23 to 523 and encodes 166 amino acids. Gene Ontology annotation, molecular function: ATP hydrolysis activity. The record is from RefSeq and is a predicted model, not a curated record. The transcript has 3 exons. Gene Ontology annotation, biological process: cellular response to heat.
UUUCAAGAACACCAUCAUCAUUAUGACCUCAAAUCUAGGAGCGGAGCACCUAACAGCAGGAAUGGCUGGAAAAAUCACAAUGGAAGCUGCACGCGACCUUGUGAUGCAUCAGGUCCAGAAACACUUCAAACCUGAGCUUCGCAACAGAAUGAGUGAGAUUGUUAUAUUUGAGCCACUUUCGCUCGACAAACUGAAGGAGAUUGUGAAAAUUCAGAUGGAGAGCAUUGUCGCCAGCGUAGCUAGCAAGGGCAUCUCUCUAUCUGCGAGCGAUGCCGCUCUGGACGUGGUUUUGUCGGAAUCAUACAACCCAAUGUAUGGCGCAAGGCCUGUAAAGAGGUGGUUGCUGAAGAAUGUGAUGACUGAUCUCUCCGAGAUGCUGGUCAAUGGACAAAUUAGUGAAGGCUCGUCAAUCUCCAUUGAUGCUGCCAAUGAGAAGACGCUCAAGUUUGAAGUGUUGAAGGUGUCAGAUCCGCGACCCAAGAGUCUGACGGUCAAACUCCCUGGUAACUGCGAGACUGUGUAGCUUUCUUUAUAGCACGGCGACUAGGAUGUUGGAUAUUCUGUGUAGUUUUUGUUUCAUCAGUGUCAUGUGGAGUACUACGUGAUAAUUCAACGCAGAAAAGUGCACUCGCACUUGCUGAACAGGGUCUCCUUCGUUGUAAGGAAAAUGGGGAUC